Messenger RNA from Cyphellophora europaea CBS 101466, 1173 nucleotides. RefSeq lists its product as uncharacterized. The transcript is spliced from 2 exons. The coding region runs from base 1 to 1173 and encodes 390 amino acids. Lineage: Eukaryota; Fungi; Ascomycota; Eurotiomycetes; Chaetothyriales; Cyphellophoraceae. The record is from RefSeq and is a predicted model, not a curated record.
AUGUACGCGUUCAGCGCCGUCAUUCUCCUGCUUGCAUUCGCCAUCGUGCUGUGGCGAGCUCUAGCGUACUUGCACAUUAUCCUUAGUCGGCGUGCGGAGCAUGCUCGUCCCACUCAGCGUCACCGCGCAGCCUUCAGUACUGAAAUCCUGGGGGAAAAGACAGAGCAUUACAGUCAUGGCGGCAGGAGACCAAGCUGUUCUGAUGGAAACCUCCAACAGUGUCUCGAGACCCGUGGUCGAGAGUUUCACCCCAGCAGCGUGCCUACUACCAGCCCCAGGACCGGUCUCUAUGACGAGAUAGCAGACUUCUCCAGCAAGAUGGUUGAGGACCUCGAUGUCUACCGCCGACAGCGUGGCACCCGCACACCUGUGCGAGACAUCAUAUCUCCGUGCGUUCCAAGACAUGACCGUGGUCAUAAUGAGGCUGGAAGUCCUCAGCAAGGUCACCAAGGUCCCUUAUCGUCGGCUCGUACCUCAAUCCAAACCCCACGGCGUCGCUCGCUCUUCACUGAGAUGAUCGGUCUGGAUGAUGACUCGUACUCAAACGAGCACAGACUCGCCACGGGCAAUCCCACAUCGCUUCAUCAACGCCGUAGGAGCUCGCACGUACGUGCUGAAGCCAACUGCACUGCCACCUCCAAUCCUCUCGAAUACAGCCGCACGAACGGACAGGUUGUCGCGAUCGGUGCUCCCUCCACCGCCAUCUCAAGCAGCGUCUCAAGACAGCUUCAAGGCAGUGGAGGUGACAGACACGCAACUGGUGUUCCCAGCAUGGCACGGCCCACCUCCAGCAACGUCGACAUCGAAGCAGACUAUGUCUCUGUCAACGAUUACUACACCCGUCUCACGCCCUCUUCUUCCUCUUCACCCUCCUUCAACGCCUAUGGUCCCGGCGACCUGCGCGUCCCUACGCCUUCUUCACCCAUACAAUCUCCUACGACGAAUCCCCGCUCCGACGCGCACGCCAGCGGCGACGCCGCGUUCAUCGAAUUCAGGCAGGGUGUGCGAGUGCUUGGGAGAAGAUGGGUCCAGAGGAGGGCAAUUGACGGCCACGCGACGCCGUACGAUGGGACAUGGGAGAUCGAUGCGGGUGGGGGAGCCGAGGCUCGUGGGACGGGACACGGCGGAAAUCGCGCUCUGGGGUGCGAGACGUGGGUCGGAGGAGGCGAAUGA